Mollisia scopiformis is the source of this 288-nucleotide messenger RNA. RefSeq lists its product as uncharacterized. Lineage: Eukaryota; Fungi; Ascomycota; Leotiomycetes; Helotiales; Mollisiaceae. The record is from RefSeq and is a predicted model, not a curated record. The annotation marks the transcript as partial. The transcript has a single exon.
CGUGGAGCUUCGUAUGCCUCGCCUCGAUCACCGCAGAAUUCUGGAUCGAAGAUACCUCGUCGGACUGGCAGUCCUCUCGGACAUACUCGUAACGGAGGUGGCAGUAUGGGGGCCAAUACAGAAAGUCCGGCUGCAAAAGAGGCGAAGAGGUGGGCUGCACUGAAGCGGAAGGAGGAGAGAGAAGCAGACGAAAGCAUUCGACGCUUAGAUGCGCAAUUAAAAGCUAUGAUUCGGGAAGGGAAGGAAGCGCUGGGAACAAAAAUCGAAGUGGAGCUUGAUGAGGAAGAG